Messenger RNA from Tachysurus vachellii, 1597 nucleotides. Its product is annotated as ribonuclease P protein subunit p25-like protein. Gene Ontology annotation, biological process: tRNA 5'-leader removal. Lineage: Eukaryota; Metazoa; Chordata; Actinopteri; Siluriformes; Bagridae. Gene Ontology annotation, molecular function: RNA binding. The transcript has a single exon. The record is from RefSeq and is a predicted model, not a curated record. Bases 394 to 1083 code for a protein of 229 amino acids. Gene Ontology annotation, cellular component: ribonuclease MRP complex.
AAGACAGAGGACAUUUGCAGCAUUACAUUAAGAUUUUAGAAAUAAUUUCUGCCUGAAUUUGCUGUUUGAUGUGUCCUUGUUUGUCAGAACUAAUUGACAAGCAGUUUUGGAUGGUCUUUAUUGGGCAGCUAAUUGAUUAGGUGACAUUUUAAUGUUUUUGAACGUAAACAAAAAACUGCUCAUGAUAAAUUAUGUAAAACUAGAUUAAGUAAAACUAGGAGAGAGAAAUUGUUUUACCGAUCAAAACAUCAGCGAGCUGGUUGGAUUGUGUGUAACUGAAAAAAAAUCCGAAAUGUGGGAAUAAUUGAAGCAUGCUCGAAGAGUUUAUAGCUGGAAUUGUUUCAGAGACUCAGCUUGACUGGUUAAAGCUCCUGAGGAUACAGAAGUGCGCUUAUGGAUCUGAGCAUUGUGAAAGAUGAGCAUGUACCCUUCCCGGUUGAGACAACUGCCGCUCAUCACACCUCUGCUCCUCCUGUCCUGACCUCUCACAGUCCAGUUCUGAAUCAGGGUCUUGCGGCUGGCUUUAAGAGGGUGUUUCGGACAGAGGAGGAUAGCCCAUGCCCAUUUCCCGGGCUGCUCCCAGGCGUUUUGGAGAUGCGCGUUAAAGAAGGCAGCAAGAUCCGCAACCUGAUGGGCUUUGCUAUGGCACGGAUGCAGUGCAAGGAAGGAAAUAGCGAACAGGUCGGACUGAGACAGGUGGUGUUCACUGGGUCGGGUCGGGCUGUCACCAAAACCAUCACUUGUGUAGAGAUAAUGAAGAGAAAAGUGGGUGGACUCCACCAGCUAACUAAACUGCGCUAUAAAGGUAUUCGGGAGCUGUGGGAGAGUCAGGAAGGAGGCGGUGCCAAAAUGACCGUCCACAGAACUGUGCCAUCUAUCAGUAUCCUUCUCUCCAAGGACCCGCUGAACCCCCUUGAGCCAGGAUAUCAGCCCCCUGAGAUGCAGAGCGUGCUCUGGGAGGAAAGACAAGAUAGUGAUGCAGUGUGUAGUGACGCAGGAAAGAGGCAGUUUGACUACAAUGUCAUACAGAGCGAAACACAGUCAAAAAGAUUUUGCCCUCAAGGUGGAAUCUCUUUAAAUUAACCAUUCUGGCUAAUGGGGUGAUCAGAACCACUUGCUGAGACUGCAAAGCUUUUGCAGAGGAAAUCUGAAGGUAGUUUGUUUGCACAGUUUGUUAUAAUAUUUACAGACUGUGCUUUGGACUGAAAUGACAAAUGGAAAUCAAGCCUUCAGCUGGACUGGAUAAGUUUAUCUGCUCAUUUCUAUUACAGUAUAUAUGUACACUUGCACGUUUUGCCACCGUAUGGUACCACUACUUCUCUCUCCAUUGUUCACUGCCGGUGCUUAAUGUUUCUAUGGAUGUGAGUAGUGUGAAAAGUUGUCUCCUUUGUAAUUAAACACAGUAUACUCAUACUUAAUUAGCACAAACUCUUUUGCAUAAAAGUGCAACUCUUCAGCACAAGGUGAGCGGAUUUUACCACCAAGGGAAAAAAGCAUUAGAUUUAAAUAAAUGAAUAAGCUUACAAGCUGAAGUUGUGACUGGAUUCACCCUGUCAUAAUCACAGACAUAGAAAAGAAUGCUGUAUUAAAUGAAAAA